Molecule: messenger RNA, 891 nt
Organism: Oncorhynchus masou masou (cherry salmon)
Lineage: Eukaryota; Metazoa; Chordata; Actinopteri; Salmoniformes; Salmonidae
Product: protein S100-B-like
Exons: 3
Coding region: 128-415 (95 amino acids)
Biological process (GO): positive regulation of canonical NF-kappaB signal transduction; positive regulation of cell population proliferation
Cellular component (GO): cytoplasm; nucleus
Molecular function (GO): calcium ion binding; S100 protein binding; calcium-dependent protein binding
Source: RefSeq, a predicted model, not a curated record
CACUAGGCCCUCCCCACACCAAACUAUAAAAGCCUAUAGUCUUUGUUCCUCCACAACCACUACUCACUCUCAUCUGCAAAUAACCUUUGUCUCAGUCCGAGACACACUGAUCACAUUUCAAACCACAAUGACUGACCUGGAGAGUUCACUGGCCACCAUCAUGGAGGUGUUCCACAGGUACACAGAGAAGGAAGGAGACAAGCACAAACUGAAGAAAAGUGAACUGAAAGACCUGAUCAAUGAGGAGCUGCCAGCCCUUACAGGGCAAGUGAAGGACCAGGCCACUAUGGACAGUUUGAUGGAGAGCCUGGACACGGACGGAGACUCGGAAUUGGACUUCCAAGAGUUCAUGACAUUUAUCACCAUGGUAACUGUCUGUUGCCAUGAUUUCUGCGAGCACCAUGAGGACGAGUAGCUAGGCACCAGUUAAACAAGAGAGAGAGAGAGAGAGAAAGCCAGUAAGUUAUAAAGUAGGAACUUUAGUUUGAUAAAAUACUGAAAUGUCAAUGCAAACUUUGUAUUUUUCCAUUUGCUCCCAUUUAGAUUCAAAAGGUUUCUUAUACCCUGUUUGCCUACAAAGGGUUAACGCACUUUGUUUCAUUGCCUGUGGUUUGUCAGAGUUGACAAAGCCAAAUUGGUUUAGUCCUGAAACUUCAUAGAAUAGUUUUUGCCAACAAAGCUUAGCUUUACAGUAUGCAAGAAAAGUGCUCUAAGUGCCAAUGUAAAAUAUUCAGGCGUUUCUGCGGCUCUAAAUUGGCUCAAUUGUUAUCACUAACAAUGCAUGUGUAAUCAGCUACCCCAUUCAUUGUACAUGGUCUGUCAAGUAAAACAAGUAUUCUCCAGUUUGAUUUUGACCCCCCCCCAAAAAAAAUAAAAAAUGUUGAAUUUCAA